Messenger RNA from Seminavis robusta, 1264 nucleotides. Lineage: Eukaryota; Bacillariophyta; Bacillariophyceae; Naviculales; Naviculaceae. The record is from the annotation of a GenBank genome assembly.
CUGAGACAUGCUUCGAACGAAAGUGCACCACUACCUAGAUCUACUUGUCCGAUUGAAUUGAUUUCUGAAUGUCUCGUGACGAGAGCUCACAAAAAUCAUCAGCCACAAACCAAAACGCAAAAAUAAAUAUCAACAAUCCUCACUCCACACAAUAACACAACAACCAUGUCAUCUAUUGUAAAGCAAAACAUUUCCAGUGUUUACGCCAUGUACUGCAACCCCAACGGAACCCGUCGACUCUCGAAUACCUUUCAACCAGGCAAGUACGACGUCCUGUGCGCGCGGGGAAAGAAGGCACACAACUCGGAAGGCAACAAACGUUUCCGCACCUUGGUAUCCAUUCACGCAGAACGGUAUGCUGCCUGCAGUUGCAAAAUGGAAAAGAGCAGGAUUGUCUCCCACAUUGUUGACACUGUCCGACGGGCAUCUCCCCACGGGGGCUUUGUCAAGCUCGUUGAUGGUGUCUAUUGGGAGGCAGGAGACAGGGCAGCCAAAGAAAAGGUUGGACAAACCUUUCGAGAUAUUCUGCACAACAAGUAUUCUUCCAGUACCAAGGCUAAGGCACGAGCUCGCAUGGAAAAGAAGAUCCAGAACCAUGAAUUCAGCAAUAUGAUUCUUCCACAGAACCUCAUCAGCAUAAGCGAGGGCGAGGACGAGGACACUCAAGGUUCAGAUUCAUCUACUUCUUCCUGUGGCGCUUCCUGUAUGCACUACAGUCCUGAAACCGACUUCUCCAAUUUGAGGGACACGUUUGAGGAUGACGAAGCACUGACGCCUCUCUCCCGGGAAGCCUUGGAGUCUCUUCGCAGCAGCAUUCACACCAUUGUCGACCCAAGCAUGAGUUCGAAGAGCUCCAUGCGUUCUUCCUCCCAAUCGUCACGAGACUCGAUCAUCAACUUGAGCUUGCUCGAGCCAUUGGCUCGCUCUUUGAGCAGCAGUGCACACCGAUCGUCCAUGUCGCCCAUUCCAUUAUUUCCGAAAGCGCGCCUCUCGACAAUCACCACAAUGAAACCACAAAUGUCACUCCUAGAUGCUACCAUGAUGGAACCACCAUUGGAACAAUCGAGUUCUCUGGAUUUCACCAUGGACUUGGAAGACAGUCCCAUGGAUGAAGACCUCAAGGACUUUUACGAAUCCAUGGGCAUGGGCAUCUGAACCCAUGCAAAAUAUUGAGAAAAUGUACAUACACUCUUGACUCGCUUUUGACAAUUGCCCCUAUAAAAAGUAAAUAAAAAACAACUAAACUCUAACCUGCAACUGGAAG